AUGGUGGGUGUUAGAGUGGACGAAAUUGCUCACCUUGUAUGCCUGCUCUUUGCAGAUGACGUAGUACUUCUGGCUGACAGCUAUAGGGAGUCUCAGAGGAUGCUUAACGUUUUUUCUAAUUACUGCUGCACUAAUAAACUGUCUGUAGAUGUUAAUAAGAAUAAAGUUCUAGUAUUCCGAAGGUCCCCCAUCUGCAAGAAGUUAAGAACUUUAUAUUUUGAGUUGCAGCCUUUGCAGUAUGUAAAUUCGUUCACUUACUUGGGCAUACCUCUCAGAUGUAUGGGUAAAUUCAAUUUGGCAAGGAAUAACGCACUUAAUAAAGGUAUGCGAGCUCUUGAAAAUAUCAAAGAAAUAGUUUUUAAAAGUAAAUCCAACUACCCAGCGACGAAAAGAAAGCUGUUUGACUCAGAUGUCGCUGCAUCUGCUUACUAUGCCGCAAGUUUGAGCCGUGGUGCAGUUGGAGGGUUUGGACAAAUUGAAAAUCGGGAAAAUUAA
Cimex lectularius (bed bug) is the source of this 495-nucleotide messenger RNA. RefSeq lists its product as uncharacterized. NCBI's taxonomy places the organism in Eukaryota, Metazoa, Arthropoda, Insecta, Hemiptera, Cimicidae. The record is from RefSeq and is a predicted model, not a curated record. Bases 1 to 495 code for a protein of 164 amino acids. The transcript has a single exon.